CAGUAUUGGUAGGGAGUACUUUGUCCUUAGCAUAACACCACAACUGGAAUUAAGAAGCUUCAAAGUUGCUCAUAUCUUUGUAUUUCUAUAUAUAAAUUUAUCCAAGUAAAGCAUUCUUUUGUCUUUUUAGAAAAAUUUCCAUCUGGAGCUUUUUUACAAAGUAGAAGAAGAAUGUCAGGAAAUUCAGAGUUUGAAGGGAUUUUAGAAUCCCUAGAACACUCUAAAACAGGCAUAUCUGGUUCGAAAAUUUUAAAAUUAACGAAUUUGGCAAUGGAAAAUGUUGGAGAAAAUGCUCAGUUCAUUACUAGUGUGUAUAAGUAUGCGAAACGCGCUCCCAGUACCCAUAAGUUAGGCGCCUUGUAUAUCCUAGAUUCCAUCGUACGUAGCUUUCAGGAUGGCGCUAAAAAGAAUAAUGAAUCAUUUGAAUCUCCAGUGGAUGCUUCUUUUAGUGGUGGUUGGUGCAAAGCUGCUGAAGUCACUGAAAGCUUAGUUGCUGAUGCAAUGCAUCAUGCCCCUUCUGCUCAUUUGCCUAAAAUUUUAAAACUUUGUGACAUAUGGGAAAAAGCUUCCACUUUCCAUCAAGACAAAUUAGAAUCUCUUCGGUCUAAAAUCAGGCAGGCUAUUGGCUCUUCUGACCAGGCUAAUACUUCAACACCUGAUACUACAGCUUCAUCUGCGCAAGCGAACGUAGAAAAUCCUGCAGCUGCAACCACCUCCACUACAGAACCUUCUGCUCCUUCGCAACCCGCAGGUGCUUCAACAAAUGACCCAGCUUCUAUUCUAGAAGCACUUGCUGCUUUUGCCCAGAAGGCCCCUGCACCUUCAUCAACCUCUACUGCUUCAGGCACGCCAACUGCCCAAGACUCCGCAUCCCAUCCUGCCCCAGCAGCAGCAGCGAGCAUUAGCCCUGUUCCGUCCGCUACGACUUCCCCUUUAAACCCACUACCUCCUCAGCCGGUUCCAUCAAUGCCUACCCCUAUGUACCAGCCUAUGGCUGGUAUUCCUCCCUCAAUGUUAGGCGGGCCUACGGUACCAAACCCAGCAGCUCCUGCCUCUGAUACGGAAUCUCAAAAAAUAAAUCUUAUUAAUGUUUUGGCUUCUCAAAACGUCCCAGCUCCUCAAAUUGAGACUAUUAUUAAAGCUGCUUUUCCUUCUUAUAACGCUCCUUUUCAAGGAGGCCCUCCGGCUGCAUUGUCUGCUACUGCCCCUUCAGCAGGAAUUAUGGAACCUCUACAUAGGUCUCGUAGUCCCAGUCCUCGCAGUAAACGAGCUGGUCGUACGCCUAGUCCUUCACAAAUGUCUAUUCCUUCUGCUAUGCCUGCUAAUGGUAUGCCAAAGCCAACCCCUGAUGGCAUGCCCCGUAAGUUAGAGCGUGAUAUUACCAUUCCUCCUGAUUCCAUAAAAGUUUUUAGUCGUACUCUUUUCCUUGGAGGCAUUACUCGAGCAGUUCGUGAGCCAGUGUUGCGGUCUAUGUUUGAACGUUUCGGUGCAGUUCAAAGUCUAAUUUUGAAUCACAAUUAUAGACAUGGUUUCCUUAAAAUGUUCCGUCGUGAAGCUGCCGAAAAAGCACAAGUUGCUAUGGAGAAUGUGCCUUUUGCUGAUACUACAAUUCGCACAAAAUGGGGUGUUGGUUUUGGUCCCAGAGAAUGUUCUGAUUUUAGCUCUGGAGUGAGUAUAAUUCCUAUACGCUUAUUGACUGAUGCCGAUCGUACGUGGCUUGUAUCAGCUGAAUACGGUGGUACUGGGGGUCUUCCUAUCACUCCUGGUGUUGCUGUUGACGAACCAGACAUUGAAAUCGGGUUAGGUAUUAGUUCCAAAGCUAUAAGUAAACGUGGUAAAGACCUUUCUGUACGACGUGAUGACAGAUUACGGGGACGUAAGCCUUUCCGUGGAGGUUUACCUCAUCAAGGAGAAAGACAUUUUGAUCCUUCUGCUGGUUGGAACAAUGGCGGUGCUAUGCCUAGUAAUGUAUAUAACCCGGGUUAUUCUUCUUACUAUGAUCCUAAUUAUUCUUCUGCAUCAGGUUAUGCAACACAGCCUCCCUGGCAACCACAAUAAUGUAAAGGUUCGCGGUUAAUUAAUUAAUGGAAAAAUAAAUGGGUUAAUAAUCGGUUUUACGGUUCAAUUGUUCAAGCGUUGUUAAUAAGAAAUAAGUACUUAUUGUCUUGUAUUACAACCUUAGAGCUUAAUAAUUACGUUCAAUUUAGUAGCAGAUACCAGAGUAAUUAUAUAUUUAACCGAAUUAAUAUUAUAUAUACAAUAUUGAAAAAAAUAACUUGGGU
Messenger RNA from Schizosaccharomyces cryophilus OY26, 2282 nucleotides. Its product is annotated as RNA-binding protein Seb1. NCBI's taxonomy places the organism in Eukaryota, Fungi, Ascomycota, Schizosaccharomycetes, Schizosaccharomycetales, Schizosaccharomycetaceae. The coding region runs from base 172 to 2058 and encodes 628 amino acids. Gene Ontology annotation, molecular function: RNA binding. The record is from RefSeq and is a predicted model, not a curated record. The transcript has 4 exons.